AAGGUGAUUGAUCCUGUGGCGCCACGUUUCACGGCUCUCUCAACAGAGGACGAGUUGGUGAAGAUAAAAGUGAAUGGACAAAGUAAAGCAGAGUCAAAAUCCGUCUCAGUGCAUCCAAAACGGACGGAUAUCGGUGAGAAAGAGAUAUGGUACGCUGGGACUAUCUACGUGGAACGAAUCGAUGCGAAUGAAAUGAAGAUCGGUGAUACGGUGACGUUCAUUAAUUGGGGCAAUAUGAAGAUUGCGGAUGUCAGAAAGGAUAAAAAUGGCAAAAUUGAGGGGAUUAGCGCCGAUUUGGAUUUGGACAAUAAGGUUAGCACACAACCAACUCAUGCUCUUUGCUCUGAUCUUUCAUUUCAUUCACUGAUGUGUCUUUUUGUUGUGCAGUUUGUACGGAUUGAAUCAAAGUACUAUCAAAAUUGA
Anisakis simplex (herring worm) is the source of this 423-nucleotide messenger RNA. Lineage: Eukaryota; Metazoa; Nematoda; Chromadorea; Rhabditida; Anisakidae. The record is from the annotation of a GenBank genome assembly.